AUGAAGCAGAGCAGUACACCUUACUCAGACAUCCGCCGAGAUGCGGAGCGUCACAACGACUCCAUGACCGACGUCAGUGAAUCGUUACUCAGCGAAGACGACCACAAGCACUGGAAGCAAGCAGAUAUCGAGAACGGAUGCACAACACAGAGAAGUCGAUGCGCCAAAAAGUGCGAGGUCAUUCGGCGCUGGCGCUGGCUAUUCGACACGGCACUCAUGCUCGUCAUCGUCGGUCUCCUCGUCGAGAGACGACACCUACUGGCCCCAAGUCGCGACAAACGUCUCGAGCCCGUCGGUGACCUCACAGGCUUCGCACCCGAAUUCUCCCAGCAAGUAACAACAUUCCACCCGACGACAGACUUUGUCCCAGACGACCCGAAGAAACUAUUCAGCAACACCUCGAUUAUGGAGAACUGGCUCUCCAUCGUGCCCAAGGGCCUCGGAUACCUCGAAGUCAAGGACCCAAAGGCACACGACAACCUCCCGGUGCCCCUUCCCGAAUUUGCCCCGCGAACCGUUUUCACGACUUCGAUGACCCACCAGUUGCACUGCUUGUACGCCAUUCUCGAGAGCUACGCGGGUAUGUCCGUGAACGGGAGUGCCAACGUCGACAUGCACUCGCACAUCCCGGAGGGCACCGAGGGCGCGGACGGGCCGUGGCAUCUCCAGCAUUGCUUCGAGUAUCUCAGGCAAGCAAUUCUUUGCGCAGGCGAUGUCGCGCUCGAGGGAACGCAAACGACGUUCCCUCCAGGGUUCACUGGAAGCGACGGCUGGGAUGCGAAGCAUGUCUGCAAAGACCCGAAGCAAGUGUACGAUUAUCUGGACAAGAACAGGGCACUGGAUGACCACUGGAUUUGA
Colletotrichum karsti is the source of this 858-nucleotide messenger RNA. RefSeq lists its product as uncharacterized. The record is from RefSeq and is a predicted model, not a curated record. Gene Ontology annotation, biological process: mycotoxin biosynthetic process. The transcript is spliced from 2 exons. The coding region runs from base 1 to 858 and encodes 285 amino acids. NCBI's taxonomy places the organism in Eukaryota, Fungi, Ascomycota, Sordariomycetes, Glomerellales, Glomerellaceae.